AUCAAUAUUUCCCGCGCUUGUUUGACAGAUCCAGUGAAAAAAACGCAUCAAUGUGAAUUUUGCUUAAAUUGCAGAAAUAAUGUACGAUGUGGAAAAGUUUAAGAAAAUCGAGAAGAUUGGCGAAGGAACUUAUGGUGUUGUGUACAAGGCAAACGACAAGAAGACCGGAAAAUGCGUAGCCCUCAAGAAAAUUCGACUUGAAAGCGAAUCCGAAGGGGUUCCCUCAACAGCCAUCCGAGAGAUAUCCCUCCUGAAGGACUUGAAGCAUCCCUCCAUUGUCAAUCUCUUCGACGUUAUCCUCGGAGAUGGGAGCAUUUACAUGGUGUUUGAGUGUCUCAAUAUGGACUUGAAGAAGCUCUUGGAGCAGAGGCGCGAUCUCCUCACUCCAAAGCUUAUCAAGAGCUACAUGCACCAAAUGCUUGAUGCCCUCGCCUUUUGCCACGUCCACCGGAUCCUCCAUCGAGAUCUCAAACCACAGAACCUCCUGGUGGACACAGAGGGGCACAUUAAACUCGCUGACUUUGGCCUGGCGCGAUGCUUCAACAUCCCCAUGGGCUCCUACACGCAUGAAGUCGUCACCCUGUGGUAUCGUGCCCCGGAGAUUCUCCUCGGAACCAAGUUCUACUCCACCUCCGUGGAUAUCUGGAGUUUGGGGUGCAUUUUCGCGGAAAUGAUCACGAAGCGCCCCCUCUUUCCCGGUGACAGUGAAAUUCAUCAACUCUACAAGAUUUUCGAACUUCUCGGUACACCCGACAACUCCACAUGGCCAGGAAUCACCCAAAUGCCCGAAUACAAGACAAUCUUCCCCCGAUGGGAACGACAAUCCUUCCCCGCUGAGAUUGUCCGCCAGAAUGCUCACAUACUCCUGCAGCAGCUGCUCGAGUACGAUCCCACAAAACGCAUUUCCGCCCGCAAUGCCAUGCAGGAUGGCUACUUCAGUGAUCUCGAGCACGUCAAAUCCGUGGAUUUACCCGCUGAUUCCCCCUGAUACUCGCACACAGAAAUUUUGUAAUCUUCAUUUGCCAUAUGGAUUGCUUAUAAUGAAAUUAAAUAAUUAAGAAGAAAAAAAUACAAA
Molecule: messenger RNA, 1075 nt
Organism: Lutzomyia longipalpis
Lineage: Eukaryota; Metazoa; Arthropoda; Insecta; Diptera; Psychodidae
Gene: Cdk2
Product: cyclin-dependent kinase 2
Exons: 3
Coding region: 80-988 (302 amino acids)
Biological process (GO): signal transduction; G1/S transition of mitotic cell cycle; regulation of gene expression
Cellular component (GO): cytoplasm; cyclin-dependent protein kinase holoenzyme complex; nucleus
Molecular function (GO): cyclin binding; ATP binding; cyclin-dependent protein serine/threonine kinase activity
Source: RefSeq, a predicted model, not a curated record